Molecule: messenger RNA, 1213 nt
Organism: Electrophorus electricus (electric eel)
Lineage: Eukaryota; Metazoa; Chordata; Actinopteri; Gymnotiformes; Gymnotidae
Gene: pou2f3
Product: POU class 2 homeobox 3
Biological process (GO): regulation of transcription by RNA polymerase II
Cellular component (GO): nucleus
Molecular function (GO): DNA-binding transcription factor activity, RNA polymerase II-specific; RNA polymerase II cis-regulatory region sequence-specific DNA binding
Source: RefSeq, a predicted model, not a curated record
AUGAGUGCAGACGCCGUGGAGCACAGGGAGCCUCAGCACGGACAUGCAGACAUUGAACAAAAUGGCAUUGACUUCACAAGACAGAUAAAGACAGAGGACCUAAAUGAUUCUCCGCACUCCACCUCAUCGCACAAGACAUGCCACCUGACACAGGGGUCACCGGUGGCAACAGGACAGCUGCCUGGGGAGCUGCCAUCACUACACCCGCUGCCCCAGCUGGUCCUCAUGCCUGGCUCCCACCUGUCCUCCUCUUCACCCUUCCUCAUCUCUCAGACCCAGCCUGGGCAUCAAGCUCUGCUGCAGCCAAACCUCCUGUCCCUGCAGACCCAGUCACAGCCAGGUCUUCUGCAGCACCAGCCAGGCCUGGCCCUCACACCUCAGGCAAUGGGUCGGACGGGCCUAGCUGGGUCCUCCUUGGACAGCCACUUGGACAUGUCCCACCUGUCGGUACCGAAGAACGCAGGAGCAUCUCAGCAGGAUGAGCCCAAUGAUCUGGAGGAGCUGGAGCAGUUUGCAAAGUCCUUCAAACAGAGGCGGAUCAAGCUGGGCUUCACACAGGGUGAUGUGGGCCUGGCUAUGGGGAAGCUCUAUGGGAACGAUUUCAGUCAGACCACCAUCUCCCGUUUCGAGGCUCUGAACCUCAGCUUCAAGAACAUGUGCAAGCUCAAGCCCUUGCUGGAGAAAUGGUUGAGUGAUGCAGAAAACUCUCCCUCUGAUUCCAUGGCCAAUCCCACAACCUUACCGCCUCUCAUGGAGGGCUACGGGAGAAAGAGAAAAAAGCGGACAAGCAUCGAGACCAACAUCAAACUUACAUUGGAGAAGCGCUUCCUAGAUAACCCCAAGCCAAACUCAGAAGAGAUCACACUGAUCUCAGAGCAGCUGUCUAUGGAGAAGGAAGUGGUGCGGGUGUGGUUCUGUAACCGGCGGCAGAAGGAGAAGAGGAUCUACUGCCCAGUCUCCACCUCACCUGUAAAGACCCACAACUAUAAUGCCAGACUGCCACCCACUACCAGAACAUUCAGUCCUCUUGCCUCAGGAGGUGUGUCCAGCAGCUCCUCUCCAAACAGCCCAAGUCGAAGCUCUUCCCCCAACACCCUGUCCUCUUCCUCCAGCCCUCUGACAUCACAGGCAGUCAACCAAUCCUUCAAUCCUACGAGCUCAUGGUAUCGUUGGAACACCAAUACAUAUCACCACUGAGUUAUCUAGAUUAAAA